GUUUCCUAGUCUGUCAUAUGCAAAACGAAACGAAGGAUCGAUAACUUGACUGGAGGGCAUGAAAAAAAUCCAGUUUUCUACUCGAUUAAAAAAAAUUCUAUUACUUCAUGUCGCAAAUGGUAGCCAAAUCUAGUAUUAGCGCGUUAGCUUGAGGAUAAAGCUAAGAGUUUUAUCUAGUCUAUGUUUGUUUAGCUGCUGUUAUCACGUCUGCAGACUCCUGCUGUCCAAACACACACCGCCUUUGUGGCGAUGACUGCGGAUUUACUGUCUGAUCUGGACAGCCGAUUCUUCGCUGAUAACCUACUGACGAGCGAAGAUUGGGAUGCCUGCCUGUUCAAGUGCGAGAGCAUGGAGGAAGGAGAGGACGGGGACUUCAGUCAAGGCUUGAAAUACGAACCAUCGUUUGACAAUGACCUGGUGCUCACCCUCGAUCCUGAUAACCGCACGUCGCCAUGGCGAUACCUUGACGACAACCUUCUCACAGGAAACACUUCGGUGAUAAAAAAUGAGAUGACAUUGACGGAGCCGCUCCCUGUGGAAAUGUUGUUCCAGGUCAAGGCUGAGCCUCCCUCUCCUGCUUCCUCACUGGAGUCAGAUUGUUCGACCUCGUCUCCUGACCCACAGGUUACAAUUAAAGCCGAAAACCCUCCGACUCCUCCGUACAUGUAUGGAGACGUACUGUCUCCUCCGCUGGGGACGAUGGAGGUAACCGUGGCAACGACAGCAGUACCCCCACCCCAGUCCCAGAUUCCAAUAAUGACACAGACUCAGCUGCAGACACCAUUAACAUCUGUCCAAGCAGUCAUCAAUGGAAUACAGACACAAACUGCAGUCCUGCCAAGCACAUUAAAAGCCAGCACCAUUCUGAGCACCAAACCUCCCAUCCAGCCCCGACCGGUGUGUGUUGCUGCUACACUCCCUGUCCCCCAAAACCCUGCACCAGCGAAGACCCUCAUACUGCAGGGGCUGCCCUCCAUGGAUCAGAACAGACCUGUCGUCCUCUCUCCGUCCGUCUGUCUCAGUUCGGCUCCGGCUAUUGUCAAAAUGGAGCCCGUGUCCCCCAGCAUCCCUCCGCACUGCUCCAGCCCAGCUGCCUCCUCAACCAGCAAGCCCAUCGUCCCGGCGACCACGCCGUUACCCAGCAACAACUCCAACGAUAUUGAUAUGAAGGUGCUAAAGCGGCAACAGAGGAUGAUAAAGAACCGAGAGUCUGCCUGCCAGUCGAGAAAGAAAAAGAAGGAGUACCUGCAGAACCUGGAGGCUCAGCUGAGGGAAGCUCAGCAGGAGAACGAACGACUCCGCAGGGAGAACCAGGCGCUGAGGGAGAGACUGGCUGUGAAGGAGAGCAGCGACUCUGCAAGCAACAAGAGAGCAGUGUGUGUCAUGGCGGUUCUGCUGUUCAUCACCUUCAGCUUUGGCCCCGUCAGCAUCACAGACAGGAAGCUGUCGGCCGGUCUGCAGGAAGAUCUGGUGUCAUAUACGGGUCGCCGGCUGCUGGAGAUGGAACAGCAGCAGGAGCGUCAGGCUGAUCCUCAACCUCUCCAGAAAGUUGAGGACAAACCGGAGAAACCGGAGUCCGGUGGCGACGAGCGGUGGAAGGGAGGAGAGGCGGAGAGAUACGCUCCAGAGUCUUAUCAGUUCCGAAACCUGAGUGACAUGUUCAGUGACAUGAAGGAUCUGGUUCUGCCAGACAUCGAACGUUACUUCACUUCCUCAGACUGCCGACAGUUCAACCGCUCCGAGUCUCUCAGGCUUGCAGACGAGCUGAGAGGUUGGGUUCAUCGACAUCAAAUCGACAGGAAGAAGUCUGGAGGAAAAGCAAAGACGGCCAAAAAAGCAAAGAUCACCCAGAAAGCUCAACUGAGGAAGGCAAACAUUUCCAGAUAUCUGCCGAUCCAGGCUCACCGCUCCAUAGAAAGUCAGCUGAGGGUACUUCCUGGUCCUGAGGUCACCUACAGCGACUUCCUGGAUGCCAUUGACCGCAGGGAAGACACGUUCUAUGUCGUGUCAUUCAGGAGGGACCACCUGUUACUUCCUGCCAUCAGCCACAACAAAACCAGCCGGCCUAAAAUGUCUCUGGUGAUGCCAGCCAUGUCUGUUAACGAGAGUCUCUACAACUCGUCUAAGGGCUACGAGAUGAUGAUGCAGGUCGACUGCGAGGUCAUGGACACUCGCAUCGUCCCCAUAAAGUCCUCUGCCGUCCCUCCGUCUCUUCGCGACCCCACCCCUCCUCCGCCCGCCUCCCAGCACGGUGCUCACCAUCACCACGGCAACAACACCUCCCUCAGAGGGCGCCACCAGCACCAUCCAUCGUCUUCAUCCCCCUCUCCAAGGCAGCCUCUGCCCGCCCGAACUCAAACACCCGAAUACUUGAUCAGCCAAUCAGAAGGCGUCUGAGGAGACACAGAGACGAGUCUGAUGGUUGAAGGUUGGUGACUCAGAUGAAGAAUCGAAGGAAAUCUUUUUAAAAUCUCUUCACUAAGCAAAAAAGGUUUCAGAGACGUUUAAAAUCCAACAAAACUGUGUUAAAUUCUGUGAGUUUAUCUAGCAUUUCAUCAGCGACGGGUACUGACAGGACCAAAUAAAAUACUGUCACAAUACACAGAUCUAUUGAAAGAGAAUCAAACUGAUCAGUUUCAGUUUUCUUUAGAGACUACUCGGUUAUUUCCCUUUGACAGUCAAAUCUUUAUCAAAUUUGACUCUUUAUCGGACUCUGUUCAGUUUGAUGGGGCCACAUUUUGAAGUUCUUGUGGACGUUGCAUAUUUAAACCCGUCAACUCUUUGGUCCUGCAGACAUGCUAAAGUCACUAAGAAAAUAAGUUAUUGCGAUAUAAUCUACAUGUUUAGAGGUUAUAUUCAGGUUUCAGGACAUGAAAUGUUUUCAGUGUCACGGAUUGAGUUUUUUUUAACGGUUUCAGGGUUUAAAACUUUCGUCUUGGGGGAUUCUAGGCAUAUAGAGACAUGAUGUACAUAUUUAUAUACAUUGUGAUCAAUAAAACUGCAGAAAUC
Poecilia latipinna (sailfin molly) is the source of this 3009-nucleotide messenger RNA. RefSeq names its product activating transcription factor 6 beta (gene atf6b). NCBI's taxonomy places the organism in Eukaryota, Metazoa, Chordata, Actinopteri, Cyprinodontiformes, Poeciliidae. The transcript is spliced from 17 exons. The record is from RefSeq and is a predicted model, not a curated record. Gene Ontology annotation, molecular function: RNA polymerase II cis-regulatory region sequence-specific DNA binding; DNA-binding transcription factor activity, RNA polymerase II-specific. The coding region runs from base 250 to 2397 and encodes 715 amino acids. Gene Ontology annotation, biological process: endoplasmic reticulum unfolded protein response; regulation of transcription by RNA polymerase II. Gene Ontology annotation, cellular component: nucleus.